AAACAUUAAUCAAAAUGUGCGGGGAUAUGGGUAAGGCGGUACUGCGCGCUUUGACCGGCGCGCUACUCUGUGGAUUGGCUUCGGAUGCUUUCCUACAGGAACAACAGUUACGCCAUCAGCAGGCGGCAUACCGGCCCGUGAGGGAUUAUAAAACGAAUGGAUUAAUUCACCAACAGUACCAAGUAUACCCAUACGAACUAGAGCCACACCAGGAGUAUCGGAAGCCGCUGAGAGAGCACGAGAAGCCUCAGGACCUGCGCAACGUGCCUGGUGUUCCUGGGGUGGACUUCCCCAUCUUCCAUGAGGUUCCGGAGACCAGCUUUUCUUGCGAUCAUGUCCCGGCAAGGCCAGGCAUGUACGCCAACGUGGAGACUGGAUGUCAGGCGUAUCACAUCUGCCACGAUGGCCGCGAGGGUCACCAGGGCGCGGCUCUGCUCUGCACCAACGGCACCUUGUUCAACCAGGAGAAGUUCACCUGCGACUGGUGGUACAAUGUCGACUGCUCCCAAUCUAUCAACCAUUACAGGUUAAAUGCCGAUCCACUGAAAAAUCCAUAUGUUCCCAAGCCAAAGCCAGAAGAACAUGAACCACAACCACAUAAGUAUGGCUCGUUUUACAGAUAUGCAUAAAUUAAUAGUUAGUUAAUAAAAUAAUCUUACCAUGUUUUCGAAAUAACAACUGUUAAAUUAAAAAAAAAGGUUACUAUUCCAACAACAAUAAUUUGUAUAACUCACAUAGAAUUGAAGCCACGGAAUAAAAUCAAGUAAAGUGUUUGAAUGUCGAAUUUAGAAGUUCUUAUGUAACUGUCUUUAGAAAUUAACCUAAGUUAAAUUAUUUCUUAAUAAAUUUAAGUUCAAGUACCUUGUUUACCUAGGCUUAUUAAACAUAUUGUACAGUCUGAUUUGAAGUUACCACUGAUGUCAAAUUUAUAAUUUUAUUUGUAGUGAUUAUAUAUUUUCUUGAUAUUAUUUAAGAAUACUUCUGUA
Molecule: messenger RNA, 986 nt
Organism: Chilo suppressalis (striped riceborer)
Lineage: Eukaryota; Metazoa; Arthropoda; Insecta; Lepidoptera; Crambidae
Source: the annotation of a GenBank genome assembly